Molecule: messenger RNA, 1726 nt
Organism: Magallana angulata
Lineage: Eukaryota; Metazoa; Mollusca; Bivalvia; Ostreida; Ostreidae
Product: cathepsin O-like
Exons: 9
Coding region: 1-951 (316 amino acids)
Cellular component (GO): lysosome
Molecular function (GO): cysteine-type endopeptidase activity
Source: RefSeq, a predicted model, not a curated record
AUGGUAAACUUCCGUCUACUUUCGGUUUGUCUUUUUCUCGCGUUUUUAAGUUGUACUAACUCAAAAUCUCUUAAUGUUUUCGAGUUUCAUCAAUCUAAUUCAACUGUAAGAUCACCUGCUUCCCUGAAAUUAAGAAUACAAGAGGGUCUUUAUAAAUUAAAUGGUGCUGAGUCUGGACUUACGAAGUUUUCACAUCUUUCUCAGGAAGAAUUUGAAAAACAAUACCUGAGUGACUUAAAAGAAACACACUUUAAAAUCCCAACAGUACAGAGAAAGAAAAAUUUGUUCAACAACUUACCAAAAAAAAUUGACUGGAGGAAUAAGGAAGGAGUGAGUUAUGUGUCUCCUAUUAAAAAUCAAAACAAAUGUGGAGGAUGUUGGGCUUUCAGUACAACAGAGACUGUGGAAUCUAUGUACGCAAUUUCACACAAUGUCACUCCCCCCCAACUCAGUGUACAGGAAGUCAUUGACUGUUCCGUCGGUAACGAUGGAUGUUCGGGAGGCAACACUUGCACUGCUUUAGCAUGGUUGAAUAAUAGUCAGUCGCUCUUGGUUUAUGAGGAGGAGUACCCCCUGACAGACACCUCUGAUUACUGUAAACUCUUGACCAAAUCCUCCAGAGGAGUGACUGUCACAAACUACACCUGCAAUAGAUUUGUAGGAAAUGAGGAAGAAAUGCUGUAUAGGUUGGCCCACGUGGGUCCUCUGAUCGUGGCGGUAGAUGCCACCACCUGGAACCACUACCUAGGGGGAAUCAUUCAGUAUCACUGUGGUAUCAGGCUUAACCAUGCGGUGCAGAUUGUAGGGUAUGAUCUGACAGGAGAUGUACCAUUUUACAUAGUGAGGAAUUCAUGGGGAACUGAUUUUGGAAACAAUGGGUACCUUUAUAUCAAAUAUGGAGAAAAUGUGUGUGGGAUAGCAACAGAAGUUUCAAUUGUUAGAGUCUUAUGAUGUACCUUACAUAGUCAUGAAGUACCAAAGUUGACCACUCGUGAAAACAAAUGAAAGAAGGACUACUGAAAAGCCUAGAAUUUUCAUCAACUAUUUAAGAUGUUUGUCAGGAAUGUGUAUUUGGAGAAAAUAUCUUUGAAUAUAAGAUAAACAUAUUUUUAAACAUACAACUCAAUAACCUUUAUAUACAUAUUGAGGUUGAUGAAUUUUUGUGUUAUGAAAUUAAAAAGUUAGGCUGUAAUUUUAUAAAAUAGCACAUUAACAAACACAAAUCUAAAAGUGUCUUCACUUUUUGUUCUUUUUUACAUAUAUUAUUAACAUCAUGUGUGGGAGAAUAUAUAUUUACCAUGCCAAUACUUGAAUUGUUUGAUUUUUCAUUUUUUUUGUUGUUACUUCAUUAUAGUCAUGUACAUCCAGCAAUUUUUGAGAGGAAUUAUUUAUUUGCUGAAAGCACCAUCAUGCUGUCUUCCAUUUUCUUUGUAUGAAUUAGCUUACUGGUAUAAAUGAGGUUCCAAUUGUCUCACUUUUCACAUUUACCAAUAGAUAGAUAUUUACCAUGAGGUACAUGUUAAUUGAUACAAACAAGAUUUUAUAAGGUCAACAAAUUACUAGUAUAUUUUUUCUCUAUUGAUUAUGUAAUGAUCUUUUUACUAUACUCCGUUUUUGCCUUUGAAAAUAGCCCUAUGAUAGAAAACUAUAUAGUAAGAUUUCUGUUUGAGAGGUUAUAAUAUUCUUUAAUAAAAGUUGAUUUAAAUGAUUUAAAAAGCUUGAGUUG